UUGUUUUGGAGGAAGUGCACAGAGCUCGGCUAGCAGCUAGCGCGUUUAGCUUGACAGGAAAAGCAAGCGUCAACGGGAACGGGGCGAAAUAGACCAUUGUACCAAAGCGCUUCUGUUACACGAAAGGAGGGAUACGUCGGUAGUGGCAGUGUUGACUUCAAUAAACAGAGUUAGCUGCGAGGCUAGCUAUCAGAAAUUAUUCAGCUGUCGACGCUCUGAACGUGUUGUUUUCUUACGGCAGACGUUUACAGGAGCCGUUAGCCUGUUAGCUAGCCUGCGCGUUAGCUAACGCUUCCAACCGAGGCAGAAGAAAAGUCCACUUUUGAUAUUCUCCACCGCAGGAUCACCGCGCAGCUGUGGCACAAUGACUUCAAGGAAGAAAGUACUACUCAAAGUCAUCAUCCUUGGAGACUCUGGAGUUGGGAAGACCUCGUUGAUGAACCAGUAUGUGAAUAAGAAGUUCAGUAACCAGUACAAAGCCACAAUAGGUGCUGAUUUCCUGACGAAAGAAGUCAUGGUGGAUGACAGACUUGUCACAAUGCAGAUUUGGGACACAGCAGGACAGGAGAGGUUCCAGUCCUUAGGUGUAGCGUUCUACCGUGGAGCAGACUGCUGCGUCCUGGUGUUCGACGUGACAGCGCCCAACACCUUCAAGACUCUAGACAGCUGGAGAGACGAGUUCUUGAUCCAGGCCAGCCCUCGAGACCCGGAGAAUUUCCCCUUCGUGGUGCUGGGAAACAAGAUCGACUUGGAGAACAGACAGGUAACAACCAAGCGAGCACAGGUUUGGUGUCAAAGCAAGAACAACAUCCCAUAUUUCGAGACCAGCGCCAAGGAGGCAAUCAAUGUGGAGCAGGCCUUCCAGACUAUUGCACGCAAUGCCCUUAAACAGGAGACUGAAGUGGAGCUGUACAACGAGUUCCCUGAGCCGAUAAAGCUGGACAGGAACGAGCGGGCCAAGCCGUCAGCGGAGACCUGCAGCUGCUGAGGACUCUGAGGAUCUCCGGGGGGUCGUCACUGCCCUCACUACCCUGUCUUGCCUUGUCUAUAUAUCCCUUUUCCCAUGGCCCACUGUGUUAAUCUCCCAAUGCCCAACAUACAAGCAGCAUCCCACUCAUUGAGUAUACUACGACACACACCGACAUGCUGCACUCACCACCUUAUGUACACAAAACACACAUUUUCUAUAAAAUAUGAGUCUCCUAGCCCAAAGAACACCCUGUGGAAACAUUAUGGAAUUUACUUGUACGAUGCUUAUUACUUCCCAGUGUUUCUCCACGUACUUUUUCAUGGCGGUGGUGGUUCGGGCUAACCUCAUUCUCAGUUCCAUAUAUAUAUCGCUGCUUUCACACCCAGUUUUGGUUCUAACUGCUUUUAUUUUGGAUACUUUAAGUGGUAAAUUGAAGCAUUAUCUCUACGUGUUUGUGUUGAUGAGUAAAGUUAGAAAACUUAUGUUUUUGUUUUGUUUAUUUUUAAUCAAAGUUUCUUUAGCGGUGGUGGUUGUUUUCUUACUUUCUCGGCCCGCCACUGCUGCAUGAACAGAGGAAACACUGCUCCCCCGAUUUUACUCAUUUGUGUUGUGGUUUAAAUUGAUUUCACUCUCAAAAACUCUUAUGGUUUCACUUUACCUCUUUCGAUCAUAAAAGAAAAAUACAAAAUUCGGAAGUGAAGUAGUGAAGGAUCAGAACGUAUGAAGGUGCAUGUGGGUCUCAUUCAUACGCUGCCUGCUGAUUCUCAACGAUUGGCGCAGAAUUGAAAAUCCAGUUCCACGACAAGUCCGUCAGACAAGUGUGUACAGGUUUUUGUUUUUGUUUUGCACUUUGCUGUCAUCCACAAUUGCUUAAGACUUGUUCAGACCUCUCAUUUUGGAGCCACAAUAAAUGCAAUUGUAGCUCAGGUUGAGGACAUGGUGUGAAUCCUCCUUGAUGUAAGCGCGGUCCCUAACACACUAGUUGCUGUUCCUCUGUUGGGGAAAUGAAGGUUCAUCUUGUAAUCAGUUCCUCCUGGUACAUUUUAUGUGGGAAUGAACCAAAUCAAGACAGCAUGUCAUUCUACCUGAUAGUCCUGGGGAGGAGAGAGUUUUCUCAAGUAUAAAUAUCAUUCAUAACUGAGUACUAUUAGCUAGUACCUUUCUUUUUACUGUCAACUAUUGCAAGACUUUGUAUAUUUGCAAACCUCUCAAUCAUUGUGUGGGGAAGGCAAAAAGUUGUGUUGUAAAUCUCCAUAUCCGACUCUGCCAGUUGCUCGUGUUGGCAAACAAUUUAAGUGCUUGACAUUUCUUUUUAACCGAUCAGAUCUUUAACUGUCUGUUCGUAUUAUGUUAAAACUUUGAAAUGCAUUAUAGAUUACAAGAUAGCAUACAUACUGUAACUUUGAAAGAAGAAAAAAAUGUGGGGGGGGAAGUAUUGGCAUUCAUCAUUAUUAUAUUAUUAAUAUGAUAAAUGCAUAGCAUCUACAUUGUUUCAAAAUGUCUUUGCGUUUCAAGUAAUAAGGGUAAUAAAAAUCUUGAAUAAA
Molecule: messenger RNA, 2514 nt
Organism: Epinephelus lanceolatus (giant grouper)
Lineage: Eukaryota; Metazoa; Chordata; Actinopteri; Perciformes; Serranidae
Product: ras-related protein rab7
Biological process (GO): endosome to lysosome transport; phagosome-lysosome fusion
Cellular component (GO): phagocytic vesicle; lysosome; late endosome
Molecular function (GO): GTP binding; GTPase activity
Source: RefSeq, a predicted model, not a curated record